Molecule: messenger RNA, 1099 nt
Organism: Penaeus indicus
Lineage: Eukaryota; Metazoa; Arthropoda; Malacostraca; Decapoda; Penaeidae
Product: ribonuclease Y-like
Exons: 2
Coding region: 103-648 (181 amino acids)
Source: RefSeq, a predicted model, not a curated record
UUGACGUCUGCGGCCACUUGACAGCUGCUGCUCGAGGGGGAGUCUUGUUGGCAAUGCGAGAAUCCCUCGACCUCUUUCCUCUUCUGCCUCGUUGACUUGAACAUGGACAUGGGGGGCGGACGGCUAAUACGGAUAAUGAUUUUGGUGUUGGUGAUGGUUCUGGUGUGGAAGAUCUGGGAUUAUUCUUCCCUGCCAGUGCUUGAGCCGCCGAGUUUUAACGCCGAGAUCGCGAAGGGAAUGUCCUCCUCGAAGCUCCAGAGCGACCAGGAGCAGAAUUCGGUCCUGCAGGCGCCCGUGGAUGAGGAGCACCUGUUACAGGAGACAAGAACAACCAUCCACAAACUAGAAAAUGAGAGUGAUAAGGAGAAUAAGGAAGAAAAGCAAGAUCGUAUACAGAAAGGAGAAGGAAUUGCAAUAAGGCCAAUUUAUAAGGAAAAGAAGUUGAAUGAUAUGGGGGAAAAUUCAGAAACCAUGAAAAUCGAAAGUAAAAAAAAGGAACAUGAGGAAUCUGGAAAACUUGAUGAGAAAACAAAAGAGAAGGAAAAGAAAAAUGAAGAAAAGGAGAUAGAGAAAGGACAGAAAGAAAAGGUGAGUACAGUAAAAAUUAAAAGAUAUAUAAUGGAAAAGGAACUCACAGUGAAGGCUUGAAGAUAUAACAAAUCUUAAAUGUUAUCAGUGGCAAUGUUAUGGAAUUCAUUUCUGUGACCAGUUUAUUUUUUCAGCUUUUUUUUCUUCCUUUUUAUAGCCAACAUAGUUAAUAUUCUAAUUGUGUAUUUACAAGAUACAGAAGUUCAUACAUUUAAAUGAACAGUUAUUUUGUUUUGUAUAUUUGUUGCCGUGCAAUCUGCAUUUGAAUAACCAUAAUUUAUUUUCUUCGGGUAAAGGGUUUUGUUGAUCUUAGUACUCACUGUAAUAAGAAUUUAACCCAUUGCCGCCAGGGAAAAUGAACAAAAAAUGGGGAGAAUACUGUACUCAUUUUUUAUAUUUUUGUGAAAUAUCUCUGUCCAUAGAUGGCUCUGCUAGUCCUGAUUUCACCUUUCCUUGAAUUGGCGGGAAAAAAACGUAUUCUUGCUAGUGCUAUAAAUAUAGAUGGUGGUAU